This is a messenger RNA of Quercus robur (English oak), 663 nucleotides long. RefSeq lists its product as uncharacterized. The record is from RefSeq and is a predicted model, not a curated record. The coding region runs from base 1 to 663 and encodes 220 amino acids. NCBI's taxonomy places the organism in Eukaryota, Viridiplantae, Streptophyta, Magnoliopsida, Fagales, Fagaceae. The transcript has a single exon.
AUGGGAGAUCAUAUUUUACUUUUCAUCUUUGAUAACAAAUCUGAGGCAGAUAGGGUGAUCAGUAGUGAACCAUGGAGCUUUGACAAGCACAUGGUUCUAUUUCAACACUAUAAUGGCGAGGUGCCUAUCCGUAACCUUGUCUUUGAUAAGGCAUGUUUUUGGGUUCAACUCCACGAUAUUCCUGUCAAGUUUAUGAAUAUCGAGGUCGCAAAAAAACUAUGUGAUGUCAUUGGAGAGGUGUGUGAACCAUUAGAUAAGGCAGACUGUGAUGGGGGUGGUUUCAUGAGAAUCCGAGUAUCUAUUGAUGUCAACCAACCAUUGUGCAGGGGACGGGUUGUCAUGCGCAAAAACGGUAGUCAAUUCUGGGUGGCGUUCAAGUAUGAGAGGUUACCCAAUUUGUGUUAUUGGUGCGGAUGUCUUACCCAUAGCGAUAAAGAUUGUGCUAUUUGGAUCAACAGCAAAGGGAGAUUGUCUAACGACGCAAAGCAAUUUGGUCCUAGCUUGAGAGCUCCUCCUUUUUUCCCAUCUCAGAGAAGCGUUGUCUCGGUUCCAGGCAUAUUCUCGAGCUCAAAGGCAAACACGAGGAAACCGACGGAGGAAUCUUCGCCGGAAACGUCAACUCCUGACAUGGAAACGGAUGGUGGUAAUGAGUAUUUAAUGUAG